Messenger RNA from Metarhizium album ARSEF 1941, 654 nucleotides. RefSeq names its product Cerato-platanin. The transcript has a single exon. Lineage: Eukaryota; Fungi; Ascomycota; Sordariomycetes; Hypocreales; Clavicipitaceae. The record is from RefSeq and is a predicted model, not a curated record. The coding region runs from base 1 to 654 and encodes 217 amino acids.
AUGCUCUCUUCAGUCGCUGCCGUCAUUGUCGCCUCGGCUGCUGCCGUCUCUGCGGGUGCCAUCCCCAAGCGUAGCCAGACUGCCAGCAUGACUCCCCAUGACAAGUAUUCUUCUUCGUGUGGUGCGCUCGGAUGCAAGAUCAAUACCAACCGAAUUGCCUACUGGCCCUCGGCCGUCAGCUGCAACGACAUCUGCGUCAAGUUGACGCACAACGGCCGCAGCCUCCACCUCCUCAAGGUUGACCAGUCGGGAGGCGCCCACGAUAUCUCGUACGACGCCUAUAGCGUGCUCGUCACUGGCAAGCCUGCCGCCGAAAGCCGCAUAGUGGGAGGCCCCGUCGACAUGGCGUGGGAGGUUGCCGAUCCUAGUGCGUGCCGCGACCUCCUCCCUCCCAGCGGCAAGUUGCCUGUCUCUGCCGCCAACAGCAUGAACUUUAUCUCAUCCUGCCCGGCUUCGACCUGGGUUGGCCAGAAUCAUGAGCUUUUCAACAUCCAGGACCCUGUCUGCCACUUCGGUGUCGACCAGACUUGCACCUUGGACAUGAGCAAAAGCAACCAGCCCCAGUGCCCUAGUCCGCUUGGCCUAAACACGCCUCUGACUGGUCAAGAGGUUUACAAUAUCGAGUAUAGCACCGGCAACAAGGUUCUUGCUUAG